AUGCCCCCCAAGCGUCAGCCAACGAACGAAGUGGAAAGGUCUUCUCAGGAGCGGCCGAGGGCCCUGCCCAUCCAACCGCCUUCAGGGGAUUUCCACAGCAAAAACAAUAGCAGCAUUGCGAAUAGUGAUAGUUAUAAUUCUACAUCCACCAACACUUCUGCGUCUCACAACGACAACUCUCAAGUCGAUGGCAGCAGCCACCAUAACACCACAACGACCUCAUCAAAGGUUGACAUAAAGAACAAGCGGACGGACACCGUUAUUAAUUUCCACUUAAACGUUGGCAAUAUGCAUGUCCAGUCGCCAAUUCAAAGCCAACCAUCCAGCCUAGCUAGUGGGAUGCGGCUCGCCGUCGCUGGACUGGAUCAUGCAAUAAUGGCUAAUCAUGUGCCCUCCAUCGCCAUGACGGAGGGCGCUGAAACCGAAUUGCUCAAAGAGUUACCUUUCUUUACCCCAGUCUUUACCCCAGCUAUUGCUCCCAACUACAGCAAGACGGCACGUCAGCGAAGGUUGAGUGAUGGUGCCCUCAAAGAGUUCAUUGGCCAUCCUUCUUUGGAUACCGCAAGUCCCAUGGAAGAAAACGUUCACUGUAUGAGCGAUGGAGAAGUUAAGCCCGCAAAUGUUGCAGACAGAUCUCGUCGUAUUUAUCGCACUAUGACUACAAAGCCCUCCAACCCAUUCAAGUCGAAGGCGUAUUCGAAGCAGGUUGCAAAUACUAAAGAGAAGAACGAAUCAAUGCCAAGCGGGAAGGACGACAACGCCUCUCAGAUUCAGAGGCCGGUUAGUCUACCCAUUCAACAAAAGGAAUCUGUGAAGGGAGGACGGAAAUUCUCAGUUUCCGAGGCCAUUACUCUCGGUACACCUGCCCUGCAGAACAUCCUCAAAAAGGUGGGACAACCAGAUCAUCAGGGUUGGCUGAAGAAGAAGGGAUCUAGCUGGAAUUCAGGCUGGAAUGACAGGUAUUUAUUCUUGUCAGGCUCGUCGCUCUACUGUUUAAAAAAUAGUGUCCUCGAAGCAUGUGUGGUGAAGGAUCGUAUCCAGUUAAGAGGCGUCAGGAUCGUCGUCGAGGAGAUUUCCACGAGUAGGCGUUCUCCUCGAUAUGGCUUCCGCAUCGAUCAGCACGGACAAAAAAUCUCUUUCCGGUCUGAUGACGAAGACGGUGUCAAAGAGUGGAUUGGCUUCUUGAGGAAAGCUACAAUCGAACGCGACUACACAGACCCAGUGAAGAUGAGCUCGACAAUUACUACCAUACCUCUCGCUGAUGCACAGGCAAUUACUCGUCGCUCCACUCUGUUCGUGCCUCAGGACCUGGGAAAGUCGGAGACUCCUCCAGGUAAUAUCCGGCUGGACAACAAAGGAGAAGAGUGCCUCAGAGGCACCAAAGAUGAUUUUCCUACCUCCCCAACUGCAAAACAGGAUGCCCCCCCGCCUAGUCCAUGGCAGCUGCAUGUCCAAGAGAAAACCGGUGUUGUUGGAAUAAGUGUGAUCAGAUCAUUUUCCAUGCUUCUACCCCAGACCCGUCGUGAAGCGAUUCUCUUAUUUCUUCCCUCCCUCGUUAUUUUUUAUUUGUUCAUUUCGUCUGGGUCGUAUUCUUGUAAGUAA
Cyclocybe aegerita is the source of this 1602-nucleotide messenger RNA. The record is from the annotation of a GenBank genome assembly. NCBI's taxonomy places the organism in Eukaryota, Fungi, Basidiomycota, Agaricomycetes, Agaricales, Hemipholiotaceae.